UUGUUGAAUGUUAGUUGACGUUGAAUCUUCGAAAUGGUCGCCCCGAUUUAUUAAUCCUGUAUUGAUGUUGGCGACGUAUGCUACUCUCUGACGUGUGUGUGCGAUAUUUUCCCCUCCUUUAUAAUCGUGAUGCUGAUUGAUUCGGCCUGAUGCCUGCACCCGAAUAGAAUGUCAAGAGCAACAAAGAAAAAGUAUGUCGCGCAUGAGGUUCUGAACGAAUUUGCUGUUCCCAAACCACCGGAGCAAAUCGCGAAGGUUCUGGGAUCGCGAGGGAACAAUUUGCACGAUGUUACAACUUCUGAUGGAGCUACAUUCCUGGCUUCGAUGCCGACGAAGUUCAGGCGAAAUGUAUGGGUGAAGCGGGGCGACUUCGUCGUUGUAAUUCCAAUAGAAGAGGGAGAUAAAGUGAAAGCGGAGAUCGCUAGAAUUUUAUAUCACGAUCAGAUUCGAUACAUACGAUCUCAGAACGAGUGGCCGGCUGAAUUCGACAUUCCGGAUGAAACUGCCUCUGGCAAGGUUGACAGCGAAGAUUCUGGAUCGGAAUCUGAUAACGAAGCAAGCUCAGAUAAUUUCUUGGAGAACUUCCAGAAAGGAAUACCGGAAGUUCCUCCAGAUAUUCUUCAUAUAUGUCGAAUGCUGUUCGAAGAUAACCACGAUUUCAUGAAACCGAAUGCCCUCGAAGGUAUCUCUCAGUCUACCAAACUGAACAGUCUGGACCUGGGUGGAAAUUUGAAAAACUUUCGUCCUAAGGGAUUUGAAAAUUUGAGCGACUGUGAAGAAAAACUGAACAAGGUCGAGGUACGCAGAAAUUUGGAAUGCAUUUGGCGUGAAGGGAAUGUCACGUCCAUAUCUGAACAAGUGACACAAGCUGUACAUGAAUCAAAAGGAGGGCUGAAUAAUCUGUUUCGAGACGUUUGCAGGCGAAUACCGAAAAUGAUCGACUGUAUUGGAGAACUUAUUCAUAUUAUCGAGAGUAGCCAAACCAUCGACGAAAGGAAGUCGUCAGCAGCACUACGCGAUCAGCUCAAUUCUGCUUUUCAUUACAUUUGUUCGGAUGAUGGAACAAAAAUUGCCUUGUUUUUUGCUAAAGGAGGUUUGGAAUGCUUGGAAGGCGUGUCGGAAAGACUUCAGAUGUGCUCAGGUUUGAAGACUGGGAGUUUGGAAGCCAUUUUUUCGAUGCAUGGACUCCAAGGUUCUGGUGGUUUUUCAGAGAGACUUGCUCGUUACUGUCGGACUAAUGCAUUUGAUGUGCAGGUGAAUCUAAGCAAAAUCAAAAUGCAAGAGUACGAGAAGAAACUACAGCAAUAUCGAGAACGCGAGAAAGAACUCUCAGACCGGGCCCGAGACCUCAAGAAGAGUUUGGAUUCCAAACCAACGCAAGCAGAAUUGAAGUCUGCAAGUUUGCUUGCCGAAAAACACGUUGCUGCCGUUGUUGAAGAACUCGAAGCCCGAGUACAGAAGCAAGAUGAAUUCAUCAACAGGUUAUCAAUCGAGAAAAAAGCGUUAGAAGAUUCCGUUGUCUCGUUUCGAAGUCUUGUGCACCAGUUGGAAGCAGACGUUCAAACGUCUGAUGAAAGUUUGCUUCGAGCAGAGGCUGAAGUAAAAAACUACAAAUAUUUUGGAUCCGAAAUUCUUGGAAGGACAGCAAAACUCAAGAGGCGUUUGAAUGCUUACACGAAGGACUUCCGAACGCUUCUCACCGCAUUAUCGGAAUCAUUAGAAUCCCAGGAUUUGAUGCCGAUUUUUCUCGUCGGUGCUCUGUCGUGUGAAAAUUUUGGGUCGCUGAUGGAAUCGGAGGCGUGUCGAAAUUUGGAAGAUUAUCUCGCUUCUAUGGAGCAUUUCUGCGAUGAAUUGGUAGAUGGUAGAAGCGAGGUUCUUGCGAUUUUUAACGGAAUCGUGGAUGCAUGUGUUACACUCACGGCUCAAAACACUAUGCCAUCAAGCUGUGCUGUUCAGUGAGGUUGCUUUAUUGAUCUGUAUUACAGUAUUUUCACAUUUUUCGGUAAGUCCGUAUGAUACUGUACGAUUAGCGUACUGUAUUUCGAUUCUUGCAAGUUUGAAUUGUGUCGCAUGGUCUUCAACAACGUUCCGAUUGAUCGUACAGUUCUUUUUGUAUGAAAUGCGCAUUUUAAGCGUAGUUUAACUGGUACAGUACUGUAUGUACAAGUUCUGCAUUGACCAAAUCUGCCCUCAUGAAAAAGAACGGGUAAAGUUUUUUUUUUUUUUAGUUUUUUUUGAACGGGUGCUCUACAUGCAAAUUACCUAAGCACUCACAGCUGUAUACCCGAGGCGUCGUUCGGAACGAAAUUAAAUUAUAGCUUCCAUUAAGUAUGCUAUAAUGUCAAUUAUGUCAUCUUUCAAACCAGGUUAUGCAAAUGUUUAAAAGUCAGUGGGCCGUUUCUGGUUCGUUUUGUGCAGCGAAUUUUUUCCUUUUCUCAAAUAAUCUCGGUACUAAGAAAUCCCUGAAGCUAUAGAUUUUUUGAUAACUGUGGAUGGUUUUACUUCAAAUCCUGUAAUGUUCCGAUGAAAGUUGUUCAGUGAAAAAAGAAAUUUCUCUAAAUAUAGAGAAAUGAAAAAAAUUUGCUUUUCUCAGAUACCGUGAGAAUCUAAAAUUCUAAGGGACGUUCAAAAUGUUAUGUUUUGCUUCAUAUUCAUUUUUCAUUGC
Messenger RNA from Notodromas monacha, 2665 nucleotides. The record is from the annotation of a GenBank genome assembly. Lineage: Eukaryota; Metazoa; Arthropoda; Ostracoda; Podocopida; Cyprididae.